Molecule: messenger RNA, 1410 nt
Organism: Peromyscus eremicus (cactus mouse)
Lineage: Eukaryota; Metazoa; Chordata; Mammalia; Rodentia; Cricetidae
Gene: Liph
Product: lipase H
Exons: 10
Coding region: 1-1410 (469 amino acids)
Biological process (GO): lipid metabolic process
Molecular function (GO): carboxylic ester hydrolase activity; lipase activity
Source: RefSeq, a predicted model, not a curated record
AUGUCUUCAGCAGUAGAGUAUUACCAUCAAGUUCUGGAGGGUAACCAAGAGCAUCAGCCUGUAAUAUUUGUGGAUCUGUGGAACCUCAAUGGGGCCAAAAACUCCAAAAGAAACACGGAUGAAACAUGCCCAUCCUUCACCAGACUGAGCUUCCACAGUGCAGUGGUUGGUACAGGAUUAAAUGUGAGACUGAUGCUCUACACACAGAGAAACCAGAUCUGUGCACAACUCAUCAACUCCACAGCUCUGGGGAGCUUAAAUGUGACCAAGAAAACCACCUUCGUUAUCCAUGGCUUCCGGCCAACAGGCUCCCCUCCAGUUUGGAUGGAAGAGUUGGUACAGAGUUUGCUCAAUGUACAAGAGAUGAACGUGGUGGUUGUUGAUUGGAAUCGAGGAGCGACAACUGUGAUAUACACCCACGCCUCAGGCAAGACCAGAAAAGUAGCUCUUAUUUUGAAGGAAUUUAUCGACGAGAUGUUGGCCAAAGGAGCUUCUCUGGACAACAUUUAUAUGGUUGGAGUGAGUCUAGGAGCACACAUAUCUGGAUUUGUUGGAGAAAUGUACGCUGGGAAGCUGGGGAGAAUCACAGGUCUUGACCCUGCGGGCCCUUUGUUCAACGGGAGACCUGCUGAGGACAGAUUAGAUCCCAGCGACGCACAGUUCGUUGACGUCAUCCACUCCGACACUGACGCACUGGGCUACAAGGAACCGCUAGGACACAUAGACUUCUACCCGAAUGGAGGACUGGAUCAACCGGGCUGCCCAAAGACAAUAUUUGGAGGCAUGAAGUACUUCAAGUGUGACCACCAGAUGUCCGUGUUCCUGUACAUCGCAUCCCUGCAAAAUAACUGUUCCAUCAGUGCCUACCCCUGCGACUCCUAUCGGGAUUACAGGAAUGGCAAGUGUGUCAGCUGUGGUGUUGGACAAACAGUGCCCUGCCCCCUCCUGGGCUACUAUGCCGACAAUUGGAAAGACUAUUUACUGGACAAAGACCCGCCGAUGACGAAGGCGUUCUUCGACACGGCUGAGAAAAAACCAUUCUGCAUGUACCAUUACUUUGUGGACAUUGUAUCUUGGAACAAGAACGUAAGAAGAGGGUUCAUCACAAUCAAACUGAGAGGCGAAGAUGGAAAUGUCACAGAAUCCAAAAUUGAUCACGAACCAUCAACAUUUCAGAAAUACCAUCAAGUGAGUCUACUUGCAAGAUUUAAUCAAGACCUGGAUAAAGUGGCAGAAAUUUCCUUGUUGUUCUCCACAGGGUCUGUAGUAGGUCCAAAGUACAAGCUCAGGGUCCUGCGAAUGAAGCUGAGGUCCCUGGUCCAUCCAGACAGGCCUCACUUGUGUCGCUAUGAUCUUGUCCUUAUGGAAAAUGUUGAGACGUUCUUCCGACCUAUUCUGUGCUCCAAGUAG